Messenger RNA from Eruca vesicaria subsp. sativa (arugula), 2195 nucleotides. Lineage: Eukaryota; Viridiplantae; Streptophyta; Magnoliopsida; Brassicales; Brassicaceae. The record is from the annotation of a GenBank genome assembly.
AUGGAUGAGAUUUCCUAUGCUUGCUACAACAGCCAAGGAGAUUUGAGUAGUGUGGUUUCCUACAACUACACGCUGGGUAGUUUAUCUCUCUCCCACAAAAACAAGUUUAAUGUAGUAGGCUGUAACGCUUUAGCACUUCUGAGCACUGCAGUUGGAACGCAAAAUUACUCAACUGGAUGCGUGUCAACAUGUAACUCUCCAUUGACCGUAAAUGGAAACUGUAAGGGUGCAGGUUGCUGCAGGACAGAUGUCUCUGUCCCGUUUGAUAGCGAUUCAUUCCAUACUAGCCCUUUUCGUUUGGAGAACAUGACUUCUGUGCAUGACUUUAAUCCUUGCACAUAUGCCUUUCUCGCCGAAGAUGGUACUUUUCACUUCAAUGGUCUGGGAGAUCUUAAGAAUCUACGGAAUGUAACCAAGUUCCCUGUGUUACUGGAUUGGUCUAUUGGACACCAGACAUGCGACCAAGUUGGAAACAGAAGCAUAUGCGGUAUGAAGAACAGCGAAUGUUUCAACUCUCUUCCUAAAAAAGGGUAUAACUGCAAAUGUUUACAAGGUUAUGAAGGAAAUCCUUACCUUUCAAACGAACAUGGUUGCAAAGACAUCGAUGAGUGUACUACUAAUAGUACUAUCCAUAAACAUAACUGUUCGGAUCCUAGCACCUGUAGAAACAAGGAUGGAGGCUUCUAUUGUAAGUGCCGAUCUGGUUAUCGCUUAGAUACCACCACUAUGAGUUGCAUGCGUAGAGACUUUGGAUGGGCUACCAUUAUUCUUGGAACAAGCAUCGGUUUCUUGUCCAUCAUGCUUGUUGUUAGCUGUGUGAAACAGAGAAGGAAGCAACGGAAGACAACUGAGCUCCAGCAAAAAUUCUUCCAACAAAAUGGUGGCGGCAUGUUAGUAAAGAGACUCUCAGGAGUAGGGACAUCAAAUGCUAAUAUAAAAAUCUUCACUGAAGAAAGCAUGAAGGAGGCGACUAAUGGUUAUGAAGAAAGCAGAAUCUUGGGCCAGGGAGGCCAAGGAACUGUCUACAAAGGGGUGUUGCCUGACAACUCCAUAGUUGCUAUAAAGAAAGCUCGGCUUGGAGAUAGAGGCCAAGUAGAGCAGUUCAUCAACGAAGUGCUUGUGCUUUCACAAAUCAACCAUAGGAACGUUGUGAAGCUCUUGGGGUGCUGUCUAGAGACUGAAGUUCCCUUUCUGGUCUAUGAGUUCAUUAACAGUGGCACCCUUUCCGAUCACUUGCACGGUUCCUUGUUUGGUCCUUCUCUAACAUGGGAACAACGGCUAAGAAUAGCAGUGGAGAUAGCUGGAACUCUUGCAUAUCUUCACUCAUCUGCUUCAAUUCCAAUCAUCCACCGAGACAUCAAGACUACUAAUAUUCUCCUUGAUGAGAACUUAACUGCAAAGGUAGCUGACUUUGGUGCUUCAAGGCUGAUACCGAUGGACAAAGAGCAGCUCACAACCUUGGUGCAAGGAACUCUAGGCUACUUAGACCCUGAAUACUACAACACAGGGUUGUUGAAUGAAAAGAGUGAUGUCUACAGCUUUGGGGUCGUCCUCAUGGAACUGCUCUCAGGUCAAAAGGCAUUGUGCUUUGAAAAGCCACUGCAGUCAAAACAUCUGGUGAGUUACUUUGCUUCUGCCGUGAAGGAGAAUAGGGUAUACGAGGUUAUUGAUGGGAAAGUGAUGACCGAGGAUAACAAGAGGGAGAUCAAGGAAGUUGCAAGAAUUGCUGUUGAGUGUACAAGACUGAUGGGAGAAGAAAGACCAAAGAUGAAGGAAGUAGCUUCAGAGCUUGAGGGCUUGAGAGUCACAAAAGACAAACAUAAGUGGUCUGAUCAAUACCCUGAGGAGACUGAGCACUUGGUCGGUGUUCAUAUCACAUCGGCGCAAGGGGUAGUAGUACCAUUGGCUAUGAUAGCAUCAAGAAUUUAGCAACGUUACACACUGAACCUGAAUGCUGAUAUUUAUUAGUCAAAACUCUAUCAAAAACAUAUCUAAGUCCAGUUGGUGAGGGCUGUCCUAUCUAUCUCUCUGCUGUCCGACUUUGUCAUCAACGCAUUCAAGAUUCUUCUUGUUUUCGCUGUCAUCUUCCUUUGAAAAAUUAUCCCUUUCAUCUUCUGUUGUUGUAGUUUAUGAUUUCUAUUAAAAAGGAUGGAUAAUUGUCACUAGAUAUUGUAUUCGAAUAAAUUGAAGUUCUA